UAUCAAUUGUUGUUGUCACUUGUAUAUACUGUCAAAUUUGAAUUCUAAUUCACAAAUUAGAUUUACUGUAUUCUUAUUUCUUAUUGUUAAUUAAUAUUACCAUUAUUGCUCUUGAUUUGGCCUAUGUAUGAAUCUUGUGAAGAAAGGAUGGUGCCAAUAGAACUUUUAACGCCGCAUUUGUCUACAAUAAAAAUACCAACAUCCCAACAAUUAGUCUAUAAAGAUGAAUGUGUUCUUUCGUUCGACAACCCGGAGUCAGAAACCGGACUUUACGUGUCACUGACAUCUUUCCUUGGCUUUGGUCGUAAUUACGUGGAUCAUUACUAUCAGAAGACGAAAAAUGCUGUGUUCCUACAUAUUACGAGGAGCAAAGCUCUAGCAGCUCACGAGGAUGCAGAGGAAACCGGCGAUGGACCUGAGAAGAAAAUUACUCGACUUGCGAUUGGUGUUGAAGGAGGUUUCGACCCCGAAUAUGGAAAACGGAAGUACACAUACACAGACCACUAUAAUGUGGUUGUCUUACCUGACUACUACAUGUUCCCGUGGCCCAAUGAUGCGUUACCUGAAGUGGUCAAGAUGUCGGUUCAAGGAAUCAUAGAUGCGCAAUCUCCCUUCAAAAUAGCCGAAAUGGCUGCAUUGCAAGGCACUUGGGAUGGAGAGAAAAGAGAGGUUUCCGUACACUCAGUCAACCUCAAACAGCUAGACAAUGGUGUGAAGAUCCCACCGUUGGGUUGGAAGUGUGAAAAAUGUGAUCUCACUACCAAUUUGUGGCUGAAUCUAACAGAUGGAUCUAUUCUGUGUGGCCGAAGAUUUUUUGACGGUUCCGGCGGAAAUGAUCACGCAGUGGAGCAUUAUCGAAAAACAGGCUACCCUCUAGCGGUGAAAUUGGGAACUAUAACAAUAGAUGGCAAGGGAGAUGUGUUUUCAUAUGCCGAAGAUGAUAUGGUGGAAGAUCCCUACUUGGCUGAUCAUUUGAAGCACUUUGGCAUUAAUGUACAACAAUUGCAGAAGACUGAGAAAUCGAUGGUGGAAUUGGAAUUAGAAUUGAACCAGAAAACCGGUGAAUGGAAUACGCUUCAAGAGAGUGGGAGUGAACUGCAACCUUUGAACGGGCCAGCUCUAACUGGAUUGAAUAACCUGGGAAAUUCGUGUUAUAUCAACUGUGUGAUGCAGGUUUUAUUCCGGAUGCCAGAUUUCGUCCAACAUUUCGUUGAUGGCGUCGAGGAUAUUUUCUUAAAUCUCCCCGAAGAUCCAGUCAACGACUUCAAUAUACAGACGGCAAAAGUUGGCGUAGGCCUGAUAUCAGGGCGGUAUUCGUUUCCCGGGGAUGAUAGCGGGUUCCAGCCAGGAAUAUCACUCCAUAUGUUCCGACAGCUUAUUGGCAAAGGUCACCCCGAGUUUAUGACCAAGAGACAACAGGAUGCGCACGAGUUCUACCUACAUUUCCUUACUCUAUUGGAGCGCAACAGCAGGCAUAAACAAAACCCCUCCGACUGUCUCAAGUUAGUCGUCGAGGAACGUAUACAAUGUACGGAGUCCCUUAACGUGAAAUACGUCAGAAGACCAGAACAUUAUUUGCCUUUGCCGGUUCCAGUCGCGGCGGCGACUAAUGCCACUCAAGUAAGAGAAUACGAGGCAAGACGGGUGGAGGCAGAAGCUAGCGGACAGAGAUUGGACCCAUCACAGACAGUCCGUCCAAACAUCCCAUUCAAGGCUUGCCUCGACAGCUUCAUGAGGGAAGAGUCCAUUGAUCAAUUCUUCAGUUCCGCUGUUAAUAAGAAGGUCACAGCUAAGAAGAUAACUCGUUUAGGGACAUUCCCGGACUUCUUGUGGAUUCAGCUGAAGAAAUUCACUAUCAAAGAAGACUGGACGCCCGCAAAGCUCGAUGUAGAAGUAGAUAUGCCGUGGGAGAUAGACCUAAAGAGUUUACGAGGUCAUGGACCACAGCCCGAUGAGACGCUUUUACCGGAGUCAAGUCCAGACACUCCCGCGCCGGUCUACGAUGAAGCUUUGCUGGCACAGUUAUUGGACAUGGGUUUCCCAGUCGAGGCGUGUAAGAAGUCGCUCUAUUAUACAAAUAACUCCGGUAUGGAGGCUGCGUCUAACUGGCUCAUGGAACAUAUGACUGACUGGGACUUUGCCAACAAGUUUGAGCCGCCCGGAUUUAAAUCAGACAAUGCGGUGACAGUAGACCCAGCAAGCGUGGAACAGAUAACUGGCAUGGGUUUCACAGCAGCCCAAGCGGCCAAAGCUCUCCAGGCCACGGAAGGGGACGUUGGCAGAGCGCUUGACUGGAUCUUCAGCCGGGCAGAACAACUGGAUGUUGACGAAGAAAGUGUCCCGAAAGACAAUAAUUUCGGAUGCAGAGAUGGUGAAGCGAGGUACAAGUUGGUGGCGUUCAUAUCUCACAUGGGUACGUCGACAACGGUCGGCCAUUAUGUAUGUCAUAUAUUACGUCAAGACGCAUGGGUCAUAUAUAAUGACAAUAAGGUGGAGUUGUCACUGAAUGCACCCAAAAAUCUUGGAUAUCUUUAUCUAUACCAGCGUAUUGAGCCUUAACUUAAGUGAUAUGAUGUGAACAAAUUACUAUUUGAAUUAACUUAAAUGGGCAAAAAUGUAAAUUUAUUUUUAGAAGUGGUCUAUCUGUAGACAAUUGCUUCGUCAAGUUUUCAUUAAAUGUCAUAAUUCGUUUGACAUAAAAUUCAGUGUUAGAACAAAUCAAAAAAAAAUUUACUUGACGCUGCCAAAAAGAAUUUUAAUUUUUAUAAAUCUACUCGCAGUGCUAAUAUGAUACAAAACAUACUGUAUGUAAAGCAUUGUCUCCAGUUUUGACAAAAAAAAAACUUUUUAAUAUAUGUAUAAGAAACCUCAAAUGAGUUAUCCCAAUUAAAAUGCAUUUGUGUAUUAAAAUAAACUAAUAAAUUCUAAUGUUUUUUUUUGUCUCUAACACUAUCACUGCAUUGUGUUAUUAUAUGAACACAAUUUAAUUUUUUGUAUUAACUUGAUGUAACAGUUCCCAAAGGCCCAAUAAAUUUUAUAACUUAUUAAAAAAAAAUAUUUUUUAUAUUAUUAAUUAUUAGAUUGUGCUGCCAAUAUCCAUGCUGGAUAAAAAGUGAACCAUCACAGUAAUAUACUUACUUACAUAUUCAUAAAUACUAAAUCGGUAUACUAUAGCUAUUUAAAUAAAGUACUCAUGUGUCAUUUUUAAUCACAGCAUAAAUAAUAUGAAAGAAAGAGAUCAAUAAUUACUAGGUUGUACUGUGACCAAAGUACUUAAUAUUACAUUUAUCAACUGUCUCUCUCUGCCUGUAUCUCUUUGCUUUGUUAUUUGUAUAUACUUUAGUAUUUACUGUGAGUAAAAAUAAUGACUUUAGUUUUUCUUACGCAAAAAAACUAGUGUGGAUCUAUAUUUUUUUUACAA
Molecule: messenger RNA, 3421 nt
Organism: Pieris brassicae (large cabbage white)
Lineage: Eukaryota; Metazoa; Arthropoda; Insecta; Lepidoptera; Pieridae
Gene: Usp5
Product: ubiquitin carboxyl-terminal hydrolase 5
Exons: 17
Coding region: 124-2559 (811 amino acids)
Biological process (GO): protein deubiquitination
Molecular function (GO): cysteine-type deubiquitinase activity; protein binding; zinc ion binding
Source: RefSeq, a predicted model, not a curated record